Messenger RNA from Megalops cyprinoides (Indo-Pacific tarpon), 4048 nucleotides. RefSeq names its product astrotactin-2-like. The transcript is spliced from 24 exons. Gene Ontology annotation, biological process: neuron cell-cell adhesion; neuron migration. NCBI's taxonomy places the organism in Eukaryota, Metazoa, Chordata, Actinopteri, Elopiformes, Megalopidae. The record is from RefSeq and is a predicted model, not a curated record. Gene Ontology annotation, molecular function: protein binding. The coding region runs from base 60 to 4028 and encodes 1322 amino acids.
UAAGCGAACAAGCUGCUCGCGAGGCGCUCUCAAAGCAGGAGAGCUGCUCGCGGUACGGGAUGGCUGGGAGAGUACCGACACUCAGCGCGAUCCUCCUACUGGGGGUCCUCCUGACGGGGUGCAAAGCCGCCGGGGGAGGCCGGGGAGCGGGAGCGCAAGACGAGAAAACGGAUAAGGAAAACGACGCGGAGAACCCUUGCGAGAUUAAAACCGUCACCGUGUCCACCCUGCCGGUUCUCCGGGAGAAUGAGUUCAGUUUCACCGGUGGAGGUUCGGGGAGCGUGGCCGGAGGAGGAGGAGGAGGAGGAGGAGGGGAGUCCCGUCUCCUUCUCUUCGUCAGAACAGACCUGCCGGGAAGAAUCUCCGUUUUGGAUGAUCUCGACAACACCGCUCUCCCGUACUUCACACUGGAGAUGUCUGGCACGGGCGCGGACAUUUCCCAGGUGCACUGGAAGCAGCAGUGGCUGGAGAACGGGACCCUCUACUUCCACGUGUCCGCCAGCGGGGCGGAGCAGGUGUACCAGGCCACGCCCCCAGCCCCCCGGGAGCCCGUCCACGUCCUGCACGAGCACAUGCACCUGCUGCACAUCUCCGUUAUGGGAGGCCUGAUCGCGCUGCUGCUGCUGAUCCUGCUCUUCACCCUGGUGCUGUACACCCGACAGCGCUGGUGCAAGCGCAGAAGGGUCCCGCAGAAGAGCGCCAGCACCGAGGCCACGCACGAGAUCCACUACAUCCCGUCGGUUCUGCUGGGCCCGCAGGCCCGGGACAGCUUCCGCGGGUCGCGGCUGCAGCAGCACGGCUCCGUCAUCGGCAUGCCCAUCCGCGAGACGCCCAUCCUGGACGACUACGACUGCGAGGAGGACGAGCACGGCGAGCAGCUGCACAACCAGCUGGCCGACUGCAAGCGGGAGGACGACUCCAGCAGCCAGCUGACCCACACCAUGGAGAGCCUGGGCAAGAGAGGAGGAAGAAACCACUGGGAGAACCGAACUCCGAGAGACUGCACAUCCCCCUGGUCAGCAGGUGAUCCAGCUCUCGAGCCGCAGCAAGAAGCAGUGGAUGCCCUGAUGCUGAAGUUCAAGGAGAGCUUUCACGCCAACACGGCCGUGGAGAUUGCUCACCUGCAGCAGGCCACACACAGCUCCUCCACCAGCAGAAAGAGGCCACACAGCCGCUCACAAGGGAGCAGUGUGUUUGGGCAUUCUGGAUACUCAGGGUCAGAGGCAGAGGAUGAAACGCAGAUGAAGUUCUUCACCGAGCAACACAGGGGGCGACGUCGCAGCAAAGGCUACCCCCACAGCCCCGUGAGCAAGGCCACCCUGACUCUGAUCACCAUCAGCACGUGUGUCCUGGCCCUGGUCUACAGCAGCCAGCCUCCGUGUCCUCUCACAGUGAAGGUCACCCUGCACGUCCCAGAGCACUUCAUCGCAGAUGGUAGCAGUUUUGUGGUCAGCAUGGGCAGCUACCUGGACCUGUCGAACUGGCUGAACCCCGCCCAGCUGACCCUCUACUACCAAAGCAACUCCAGCUCCCAGUGGGUGAGGGACUACUGCGGCCAGAAGGCCACCGAGCCCUGUGAGCAGCUGUGUGACCAGGACACAGGAGAGUGCAGCUGCCAUGAGGGAUACUCCCCUGACCCCGAGCACAAGCACCUCUGUGUUCGCAGCGAUUGGGGGCGCAACGAGGGCCCCUGGCCCUACACAAACCUGGAAAAGGGAUACGACCUGGUCACCGGGCAGCAGGCACCAGAGAGGAUAUUCAGGUCCUCCUACAGCCUGGGACAGGGCCUUUGGCUGCCAGUCAGCAAGAGCUUCGUGGUGCCCCCGGUUGAGCUGUCAAUCAACCCCAUCGCCAGCUGCAAGACAGAUGUCCUGGUGACCGAGGACCCCGGGGAUGUCAGGGAGGAAGCCAUCAUGUCGACGUACUUCGAGACUGUGGAUGACCUGCUGUCUUCCUUUGGUCCGGUACGAGACUGCUCCAAGGACAACGGUGGCUGCCGGAAGAACUUCAAGUGUGUGUCGGACCGGAGGGUGGACUCCACAGGCUGCAUGUGUCCCGACGGCUUGCGGCCGAUGAAGGACGGCUCGGGUUGCUAUGACUACUCGAAGGGCACGGACUGCUCGGACGGCUUCAACGGGGGGUGCGAGCAGCUGUGCCUCCAGCAGCUGCUGCCCCUGGCCGAGGACCCCUCCUCCAGCAACGUGCACAUGUUCUGCGGGUGUGUGCAGGAGUACAAGCUAGCCCCAGACGGGCGCUCCUGCGUCCUGCAGGCAGACGGAUGUGAGGGCCCCAAGUGCCAGCGUCACGACGCCCGCUUCAACGACACCCUCUUCGGAGAGAUGCUGCACGGGUACAACAACAAGACCCAGCAGGUCAACCUGGGACAGGUGUUUCAGAUGACCUUCAGGGACAAUAACUUCAUCAAGGACUUUCCCCAGCUGGCUGACGGACUGAUGGUUAUCCCCCUGCCAGUGGAAGACCAGUGUAGAGGGGUGCUGUCCGAACCCCUGCCCAACCUGCAGCUCCUCACAGGGGACGCCCAGUUCAGCGAGGCUACGGGCUAUCCCAUGGUGCAACAGUGGAGGGUACGCAGCAACCUGUACAAGGUGAAACUCAGCGCCAUCACGCUUGCCACAGGGUUCUCCAAAGUGCUGAAGACGCUGAACUCGGACAGCACCAGGGAGGAGCUGCUGUCCUUCAUCCGGCAGUACGGCAGCCAUUACGUGUCUGAGGCGCUCUAUGGCUCUGAGCUCACCUGCAACAUCUACUUCCCCAGCAAGAAGUCCCAGCAGCAGCUCUGGCUCCAGUACCAGAAAGAGACCACGGACCUGGGCAGCCGGAGGGAGCUGAGAUCCAUACCCUUCAUCUCGUACCUGUCGGGCCUGCUGAAGACGCAGCUGCUGGCCGACGACCUGGUGUCCGGGGUGGAGAUCCGCUGCGAGGAGAAGGGCCGCUGCCCCUCGGCCUGCCACCUGUGCAGGCAGCCCGGCCGCGAGACGCCUAGCCCCGCCCCCACCCUGCUGGAGGUCAGCCGAAUCGUGCCCCUCUACAGCCUCGUGCAGGACAACGUCACCAAGGAGGCCUUCAAGAGUGCCACGAUGAGCUCGUACUGGUGCGCCGGGAAGGGUGAUGUCAUCGAUAACUGGUGCCGGUGUGACCUGAGCGCCUUCGGAAAGGACGGCCUGCCGAACUGCAGCCCCCUGCAUCAGCCUGUCCUCCGUCUCGCCCCCCACAUGGAACCUUCCAGCACCAUGGUCGCCCUGGAGUGGGUGGAUGUCGAGCCCAUCAUCGGCUACAAGAUCUCAGACUACAUCAUCCAGCACAAAAGGGUGGAGGACCCCUCCGAGGCUGAGAUAUACACAGGGGAGGUGUUGAGUUUUGUGGAUGACCUCCUGUCCGGUCUGGGGUCUUCCUGUGUGGUGGCAGGGAGACGUGCCAGUGAACACCCCCACUCAGUCCUCUACACCUUGGUCUUCAAGUGCCUGGAGCCUGACAGCCUCUACAAGUUCACUCUGUAUGCCUUGGACAGUCGCGGGAGUCGCUCUGAGUCCAGCUUCGUCACAGUGAGGACGUCCUGCCCUAUCGUGGACGACAGCAGAGCAGAGGAGAUUGCAGAUAAGGUGUACAACCUGUACAACGGCUACACCAGCGGGAAGGAGCAGCAGACGGCCUACAAUACCCUGAUGGAGAUCUCCCCCCCGAUGCUGUACCGCGUCCAGCACCACUACAACGCCCACUACGAGAAGUUUGGCGACUUCGUCUGGCGGAGCGAGGACGAACUCGGGCCCAGGAAAGCGCACUUGAUCCUGCGGCGAGCGGAGCGCCUCAGCCACUACUGCAGGGCCCUGCUCCGCAGCGCCUACAUCCAGAGCCGGACAGACACCGUCACCUACGCCCAGUGCAGGAGCGAGGGCGUCAGGCCGCCCGGGGCCGCCUGGCGGAGCUCCCUGCAUGAGACCCGGCUCUCCUGCACCGAGAAACUGGUGUCUGUACAGCGCAACACAUACGGGAACGCCAAGCUGCGAUGAGACAGGUCCUCACCGCCCCG